AUGCAGUUCGUCCUCGUGCCGCCGUCCAACAUGCAUCGGCAUUUUGGUUCCCUCCUCUCAGGCGCGGUGGGGGCCGACGUCACUUUUGAGGUUGCCGGAGAUAUGUUUGCUGCACACAGGUGUGUGCUGGCUGCAAGGUCAUCGGUUUUCAUGGCAGAGCUCUUUGGCCCCAUGAAGGAGAAGGCCAUGAACUGCAUAGAGAUCAAAGACAUGGAAGCAAGUGUGUUCGAGGCUAUGCUCCACUUCAUCUACACCGACACCAUGCCUGAUAUUGACCAGGAAGAUGCGUUUGUGAUCACACAUCAUUUGCUUGUAGCAGCGGACAGAUAUGAUCUAGAGAGGCUCAAACUGAUUUGUGAGGACAAGCUCUGCAUGUGCAUCGACACAAGCACCGUAGUGACUACACUGGCACUCGCUGAGCGGCAUGGUUGCCAGGGGCUCAAGAAGGCAUGUUUUGAGUUGCUGAAGUCGCCAAGCCAUCUGAAGACUGUCAUGGCGACCGAGGGCUUUGACCUUCUCUUGGCUUCUUGCCCAUCUCUUAUCAAAGAGCUGCUGGCCAAGGUUGCUCCCUGUCCAUGA
Messenger RNA from Miscanthus lutarioriparius, 579 nucleotides. The record is from the annotation of a GenBank genome assembly. NCBI's taxonomy places the organism in Eukaryota, Viridiplantae, Streptophyta, Magnoliopsida, Poales, Poaceae.